AUGACCCAAACGGAGACAGAAACUACCACUCAGACUGAGGGCAGCAGCUCCAUUUCCACCAUUGACACCGCCAGGCUGGUCAGGGCCUUUGGACACGAAAGGGUACAUGUGUCACCGCGCCUGUCCCAGCUUUACUGUACCAUUGAUAAGCAGAAAAAUCGCUUGGAAAAGUGGGACAAGUGGAGCAGCACAGCAACGGGUGUAGAAUAUCCUAGGGAGACUUCUGAGAGAUCGGAGAAAAGGAAAGAGAUGCAGAAUGCAGCUGCUUUUUCACCUGAUUCAGCUUCCACUAGCAGUAGUUCUUGGGGACCAAGCUCUGCUCUUAGUAACAAGAGACGAAUCCGGAUGUUAAAUAAAGGUAUCCAAGCAGGAGACUUGGAGAUUGUGAACAGUGCCACUAAAAAGAACACUCGGGACGUUGGUGUGACUUUUCCCACUCCGAGAUCUAGCCAACCAAGUACACGGCCACAGGAACCCUGCCUUUGUGUCCCUGGUAUUUUCGGAGAGUCAGCUGGUGCGGUCACAGAUCGCCAGGUACCAGGAGGCAGGAGUAAACAGAAGGGACAGACGGGCAAUCUUUUCAUGGAGAAAAAGAUGAAAAGGAGCAGGCUGCAUUUGCCACAAGGAGCUUCCUGGCUUGUCCAAGUGGAGGAUUUGCAACCCGAAUCCAAGAAAGAAAACUGUUCCAAUCCCUCCUCUGGCCCGGGUCCCUCUUGGUUUGAACCACUGACUAGCACGAAGCCUUUGCGGGAGCCUCUCCGGGAGCAGAACGGGCAGGAACAGCAGCAGAGGAGCAUGAACCAGCCGUCUCAUCCAGAAAGGGAUGCUGAGAACAGGGCCCCACAGCCCUUUGUGAAGCUGACGCUGCAGGAGGCUCUUGCACUGCGUCGCCCCGAUUUCAUCUCCCGCUCUGGAGAGCGCGUGAAGCACCUGAAGCUGGUCAUGGAGGAGAGGAAGAUGCAGAGUGUGUUGCAGUGUGAACGAGAACAGCUUUUUAAUCCUCCUGAGAAAAGAACAGGCCACAGGAAUGCAAGUCGCCUGCUCUCUGAAAGAGGCUAUCUGACCAGCCAAAAGAGAAGAACGAUUACAAAGAGUGAAAUGGUUCAAAGAUCCAAAAGGAUCUACGAGCAGCUGCCAGAAGUGCAGAAGAAGCGAGAGGAAGAGAAGAGAAAGUCAGAAUACAAAUCAUACCGGCUAAAAGCACAGCUUUACAAAACGAAAAUCACCAACCGUGUCUUGGGGAGGAAGGUACCAUGGAACUGAUAAGGAUC
Messenger RNA from Tinamus guttatus (white-throated tinamou), 1271 nucleotides. The record is from RefSeq and is a predicted model, not a curated record. NCBI's taxonomy places the organism in Eukaryota, Metazoa, Chordata, Aves, Tinamiformes, Tinamidae.